GCAUGUUGAGGAAUCCCGUUUCAUAACCUGCUGUAAGCACGUUUCUAUAGCAGCACGUUUGACUGAAAGGUAAAACUACUCACGAGACUGUUAAUGUUACCUGUUUAAGACACACUUUUGUAGUUAUAUUGCGGGUUCAGAGUAUGGACUAUUUAAUUAUACAAUUGUGCUAGUGAAAAGCAAGUUGCUUGUCAGGAAACUAAAUCGUUUUAGUGCGCUUGUUUUGACUUUCAGUUGUGGUGGGUAGCUCCGACGGAUAUAGCAAAGGUCACAAGUUCAAAUGUACGGAGUUGCUCGUGUCCAAACGUAAAUAAAGGACGUUCAUAUGUACACAUAUGGAGACCCAGGUAAACUUUGUAUAGCAAAUAACAGAAAACUUGAUAAAACUACAGAACCAUCGAGUCGGUGUGGAAAAGGAAAGAUGAGUUUGGACCAGGGAGAUUUCUCGCCACUCAAGCACUUUGUGCUGGCCAAGAAGAGGAUCGGCGACGUGUUCGAGCAGCUGCAGUGCUAUGUCCAGGAGACCGCCGAGUUUGUGGAAGAUACGUGUAAGAAUGGCUCUCUGGAGCAGAUCUCCAGCCGAGACCAGCUGGAUCAGAUCCAGGCGUACACCAGUAAGCUCAGCAUCAUCAAGGAGGUGUUGGCCCGCCGACACAUGAAGGUGGCCUUCUUUGGAAGGACGAGUAACGGUAAGAGCUCGGUGAUUAACGCCAUGCUGCGGGACCGUGUGUUGCCCAGUGGCAUCGGCCACACCACCAACUGCUUCCUCAGUGUGGAGGGCACUGAUGAGGACAAGGCCUACCUCAAGACCGAGGGCUCGGAGGAGGAGAAGAGCAUUAAGACGGUGAACCAGCUGGCCCAUGCGCUGCACAUGGACGAGAGCCUGGACGCCGGCUGCCUGGUGCGUGUCUUCUGGCCCAAGACCAAGUGCGCCCUCCUGAGGGACGACCUGGUGCUGGUGGACAGCCCUGGGACUGACGUCACCACACAGCUGGACAGCUGGAUCGACAAGUUCUGCUUGGACGCCGAUGUGUUUGUGCUGGUGGCCAACUCCGAGUCUACUCUCAUGAACACGGAGAAGCAUUUCUUCCAUAAAGUAAAUGAGCGCCUGUCCAAACCCAACAUUUUCAUCCUCAACAACCGCUGGGACGCCUCCGCAUCCGAACCAGAGUACAUGGACGAGGUGCGUAAGCAGCACACAGACAGGUGUGUGAACUUCCUGGUGGAGGAGCUGAAAGUGGUGGAUCGUGAGCAGGCGCCCAACAGGAUCUUUUUCGUGUCGGCCAAGGAGGUGCUGAACUCCCGCAUGCAGAAGGCCCAGGGUAUGCCAGAGACGGGUGGAGCACUUGCUGAGGGCUUCCAGGACCGGCUCAAAGAGUUCCAGUGUUUCGAGAGACGCUUUGAGGAGUGUAUCUCGCAGUCAGCAGUGAAGACUAAGUUUGAGCAGCACACCAUUCGGGCGCGGCAGAUCACCGCCAACGUUAAAGAGGUCAUGGACGCCAUCAAUAUUAACGCCGCCGAGAAGAGAGUGGCGUCCAUGGAGGAUCGUGAGUAUCUGAUGGACAGGCUGGAGUUUGUGAAGAACCAGCUGAAUCUGCUCAUAGAAGAGAUCAAGAAGAGAAUCAAGGCCAUCACAGAGGAGGUGGAACAGAAGGUUUCCAACGCCAUGGCUGAAGAGAUCUGUCGCCUGUCGGUGCUUGUUGAAGAGUUCCACUCAGACUUCCACCCCUCUCCACACGUACUCAAGAUGUACAAAAACGAGCUGCUAACACACAUUGAGGAGGGCAUGGGGAAGAAUCUGGCGUUCCGCUGCACUGAUGCCGUCAACGUCUCCAUGCAGACCUCACAGAAAGACAUGUUCGACCUGAUGCAGCCCCUGCUGCCCCCUGCGGUCCAGUCCCAGAUCCACAUGCUGGUCCCGUGCCGCAAGUUUGACCUGAGCUACGACCUGAACUGCGCCACACUCUGCUCCGACUUCCAGGAGGACAUCGAGUUCAAGUUCUCCCUAGGCUGGACCGCCCUGGUCACCCGCUUCCUGGGCCCAACGCACGCCAAACAUGCACUCAUGCUGGUCGACAAGCAGGUGCAGGUGGCGCGUCCCCUGGCCACUACCCCGUCUGCACCGGCACUGGCUCCCCAGCAGGAGGCGUCGACGAGUCAGGAGGAGCUGAUGCUGAGCAUGGUCAACAACCUGGCCUCAGUCACGUCCCGCACAUCUAUGAGCGUCCUAGUGGUGGGGGGAGUGGUGUGGAGGACGAUAGGAUGGCGCCUGAUAGGUCUCUCUAUGAGCCUGUACGGCCUUCUCUUCCUGUAUGAAAAGCUCACCUGGACGACCAAAGCGAAGGAGCGCACUCUCAAGAGGCAGUUUGUGGACUACGCCACCGAGAAGCUGCAGCUGAUCGUCAGCUUCACCAGUGCCAACUGCAGCCACCAGGUCCAACAGGAGAUGGCCACCACAUUCGCACGUCUUUGCCAGCAGGUGGACCUGACACAGAAGGAGCUGGAGGGGGAGAUCAGCCGCCUCUCGGACAAGAUCCAGCAGCUGGAGACGGUCCAGAACCGCUCCAAGACACUCAGGCAUAAAGCGACAGAGCUGGAGUGUCAGCUAGAGAGCUUCACCUCUCAGUACCUGCAGCCCCAUCAGGCCUAAAGGGGGCAUUGACCCCCCCCCAGACUGACCCUAAGGGACGGCGGGGCACAUAGUUGACCCCCGUGGACUGACCCUUCCGGGUCAGAGGUCACUCGUCUGACUGCUGCCGCUCCAAGGAGCACUUGCCCAGAACUCCCAACUCAAUUUUCCCUCUGGAAGAGUGUGUGUGUGCAAGUGUGUGUCAGGAUUGAAUUUGUGUUAUGAGUGUAUAAAUGCAAGUAAGUAAAGUGUGUGCGUGUGUGCACUAAUGCAAAUGAGUAAAUGGCGUGUGUUUGUGU
Molecule: messenger RNA, 2928 nt
Organism: Alosa alosa (allis shad)
Lineage: Eukaryota; Metazoa; Chordata; Actinopteri; Clupeiformes; Clupeidae
Product: mitofusin-1-like
Exons: 18
Coding region: 326-2650 (774 amino acids)
Biological process (GO): mitochondrial fusion; mitochondrion localization
Cellular component (GO): mitochondrial outer membrane
Molecular function (GO): GTP binding; GTPase activity
Source: RefSeq, a predicted model, not a curated record